AACAUAUGACACAAAGGAGGGGGAGAGAAAGAGAGGAAAAUAGAUCAGGGACAGAGGGAGAGGGAGAGUGAGGCUGCAUAUAUCGAUGGCAUCAACAAUGGAGCAGUAGGAUCCACAGAGGUGAUAGCCCGCCUGACAGCGGCUGGGGGGGGUUCAGAUACUGUAUUUGAAGAGGAGGAGGGGGGGUGCUCCUUUUUGGUGAGCACAGAGAGAGGAGGAGGAGGAGGAAGAGGGAGGAAGAGGCGGAGGAGGAUGGGCCUGGAAGACAGACUUGCGAUGGCACUGCAAAUAUUGGAUUGAAAGCAGUAUGCUGGACAAGAGUGAGGUGGCAACUCUAGGCCUACCUUCGACCACCAGCCAUGGCGGCUCUGACAGCAACAUCAGUUCGGACGGAGCGGCGGCGGCGGUGGCGGCGGCGGCAGGCGGGGUUGCAGGAGCGGAGGGUUUGGGGACCGGUGAGCCGCAGCGGACYCGCGCAGCCCUGGAGCACCUGCAGCAGAAGAUCCUGAAGGUCACAGAGCAGAUCCGUGUGGAGCAAGAGGCCCGGGACGACAAUGUGGCCGAGUACCUGAAGUUGGCCCACAACGCAGACAAACAGCAGGCGUCCAGGAUCAAGCAGGUGUUCGAGAAGAAGAACCAGAAGUCCGCACAGACCAUCGCACACUUACACAAGAAACUAGAGCACUAUCACAAGAAGCUGAAGGAGAUCGAGCAGAAUGGACCGGCCCGACAACCCAAGGAUGUCCUGCGGGACAUGCAGCAGGGGUUAAAGGACGUGGGAGCCAACGUUCGUGCCGGGAUCAGCGGUUUCGGAGGCGGAGUGGUGGAAGGGGUCAAAGGUGGCGUGUCGGCCCUCACUCACACAGCCGUGGUCUCGAAGCCGAGGGAGUUCGCCAGCCUGAUCCGAAACAAGUUCGGCAGCGCGGAUAACAUCGCCCACCUAAAGGACACUCUCGAGGACGGGGUCGGGGGCCACUCUGAGGACACCCCCACGCCCCGGGCUCUGAGUGGGAGCGCCACCUUGGUGUCCAGCCCCAAGUACGGCAGCGACGACGAGUGCUCCAGCGCGACGUCCGGCUCCGGCGUGGGCAGCAACUCGGGUGGGGCCGGUGGGGUGGGGGGACUGUUAGGGCCGACGAUGGGGAGCCCCCGACUGGACGGGCACCACCAUCACCACCAUCACAUGCCCAGCUCGUGGGACUCCCUGCUGGAGGGCCUGCAGGAGAUCAAAGCCGGCCAAACGCAAAUGGAGGACAGCAUUGAGGACAUGAAGGGCCAGCUGCAGAGCGACUACUCCUACAUGACGCAGUGUCUGCAGGAGGAGAGAUACAGGUACGAGAGACUUGAGGAGCAGCUGAACGACCUGACAGAGCUGCACCAGAACGAGAUGACCAAUUUAAAACAGGAGCUGGCCAGCAUGGAGGAAAAAGUCGCCUACCAGUCGUACGAGAGAGCAAGGGACAUUCAGGAAGCCGUGGAGUCGUGUUUGACCCGCAUCACCAAACUGGAGCUUCAGCAGCAGCAGCAGCAGGUGGUUCAGCUGGAGGGGGUGGAGAACGCCAACGCUCGAGCCCUCCUGGGGAAGCUCAUCAACGUCAUCCUGGCCCUCAUGGCCGUGCUCCUGGUUUUCGUCUCCACCCUGGCCAACUUCAUCACGCCGCUGAUGAAGACCCGAGCCCGGGUCGGGGCCACGGUGCUGCUGACCCUGCUCCUCUUCAUCCUGUGGAAGCACUGGGACUUUGUGGAGCCGUGGUUACUGCCCAGUUGAAUCAUCAGCACUGAAGGACCAAACUGAAGCAGGGUAAAACCUGGGCGUACUUGGUCCCUAAACAUGGACUGAAUCUCCUUUAAAAAAGGCGUUUCCACAACAAAACUGAACUUGUCUGCUUGCCUAUAAACAAAACAAAACAWAAAAACAUCACUUCAUCUCAUCCAAAUCUUCUGAUGUGGAGGACAAAUCUACUGCAUUGCUAUCACCAAAAACAAAAAAAAAYGAGAAUUUCUUGCAACAAAUCCUUGUUUUUCUAAUUAUUUAUGAUACUAAAGCAACUUCAGAUGACUGUAGAACACUAAUCAAGCUUGCUAUUAUCUUCAUGUUGAAGCUAUAGCUUAUUCAAGCAGAAGUGUUUGUUUUUCCCAUGAAUGUCGUGCUCAUGCAUGUCUUCAUAUUUGCACUGAGAUGCAUCCAGCUGGCAUGAGUUAACAUUUCAUUAAUGACAAAAAACAGAAGAAUCUUCAGAAGUUUUUUUUUUUAAAUAAGGAAACAACAACAGCAAAAAAAAAAAAAAAAAAAAGUGAAGAUAUGUUGUAUCCCUACUUUGUGUCACUCCUGCUUUUCAUCACAUCCUGUUCUGGUGUACUUCUAGGCUUUUUUCUUUUAAUUUACUUGAAACAGAAACGUGUAAAAUCUCACAAAGGAAAUAAGUUGUUCGUUCUGUCCAGAUGUUUCAGAACCCUUACUUUUAGAACUCACAAACACGUCAGGCAUGUCGAAGUCCAUAUCCAGUUUGCAAAAACAAUUAUUGCUGUUUUAUUAAAACCAUGUAAGAAAUAAAUGAUUUCAUAUAUUACAGCAA
This is a messenger RNA of Austrofundulus limnaeus, 2576 nucleotides long. RefSeq names its product transmembrane and coiled-coil domain family 2 (gene tmcc2). The transcript is spliced from 5 exons. NCBI's taxonomy places the organism in Eukaryota, Metazoa, Chordata, Actinopteri, Cyprinodontiformes, Rivulidae. Gene Ontology annotation, cellular component: endomembrane system. The record is from RefSeq and is a predicted model, not a curated record. The coding region runs from base 308 to 1768 and encodes 486 amino acids. Gene Ontology annotation, biological process: amyloid precursor protein metabolic process.